AUGGACAACUAAUUAUUAAUUAAGAAAUAAUGGUUAAUAAAAUCAAGACCAGAGAGAAUUGAGGAUAUUUAUGAAUCUGAUAAGAAAGUAAAGCAAUAAAUAAAUAUAAUUAGGAAUUGGGUUCUGGUGCUUAUGGAAGAGUAUUUAAGGCUAAACAUAAGGAUUUGGGAUUUGAAAGGGCAAUAAAAAUGAUUCCAAAAAAGAUGAUUGCAAGUCCAGAUAGAUUUAAGAGAGAAAUAGAAAUAAUGCAAAACUUAGUAUUAGAUUAUAGAAUUCAAAUAGGAUCAUCCAAAUNUUGUACAUGAAAUGAUAACUUUAGUAUUACUUAAAAAUAAAAAUAAUAGUAAAGAAAUCAUAAUCAAUAGAUUCAAAACCUAAUUAUAUCUGAAGAAGGAAAUAGGAUAAGAUCAAUCGAACUUAGCAGUGUUAUUAAUGGGAAACUUAAAGCCUAGAAUUUGA
Molecule: messenger RNA, 459 nt
Organism: Paramecium sonneborni
Lineage: Eukaryota; Ciliophora; Oligohymenophorea; Peniculida; Parameciidae
Source: the annotation of a GenBank genome assembly